UAGGUAUACAUACUAUCUAGCGUAGCCAUCUACACACGUAAGGUAUAGUGUUGGAAGGCCUAUGUCUAUACCCCUACUAUAGCGACACUACACAAAUAAGGUAUAGUAUUCAAGGGUUUAUGUGUAUACUCAGACAUAGCGGAGCUACAAACGUACAGUAAAAUAUAUAGUACGUGUAUGCCCCUAACACAGCAUCGGAGUAGUUAUAAACAUAUAUAGUAUAGCUCAAUUAGUAAGUCUUCGACUCGCACGCACGCGUGGUUGAAUAGUGGUCACUACAGUAGCGUAUCAUACACCUGGCCUAAACUUCUCUCUGCGAUUUGCUUUCCCCAAAUCGAGAGUACAAGUAUGUAAGAUCGACUCCAUACUCUCCUUUACACACCCUUAACACGAGCAGAACCUUCACACACAUUACUACUACAGUCAGACUAUACGCACAAACCACCUACAGGUGCUGUCUAAUUCUUCACUCGCACAAGGCAGAAGUUAUCUACAAAAAAACACCUAUUAAGGCGAGAUGAGUGUGGUGGUCUGUGAUACACUUCACACUCUGAGUGCACACCUCAGAGGCCCCAGUCGGAUACUCUCCCAGUACGCAGCGGUGCAAUGUAGGCGUAUAGUAGGUAGUCAUAUGCACAUACCGAGACAGACAGGGUCGUAUGUAUAUGCACAAGGCCGGUUAUUUUCCACAGCACACACACACACACACACACACACACGUACACGUUGGCACCAUGGGUUCACACCCACACCAGUGUAUGUACCUGUGCGAGUUGGUGGUGUGUCAAUUAGGCGAUGGUGUGCGUCGGCAGCGGAAAAGGCCGCCACACCUCACAACCCUAUACACCGCAACACAGAUACACUCAGGCACAGUGUGAGUACAGGAGGUGGCAGUAUCAGCCCACCGGGCAACGCCGUCAAUAGUGCGCAUAUAAGGACGCCCAAAGACUUCAUGCGUGCGAGUGAGCAGUCGCGUAGCAGGGCCCAAGGACAAGCGCGUGCGAAGGAACACGCACAAACACACACACACACGCAUGCAAAGGCACACGAAAGGCACACGAAAGUCGAUGCCGCAUCGGGUCCAACGGGCCAUGCACACGCAAGUAAGUCAAGCACAGAGUCGGUUGCUAGUGCAAAGAAGCCUGCGGGUGGUGCGGAUGUAGGUAGCGGUGUAGGUAGUGGUGUAGGUAGCGGUGUAGGUAGUUCUGUGGUUGCGCCUGUGCCUAAACUGACGAUAUGGCAGAAGGUUAAGCACGAGAUAGAACACUACUACACUGGGUUCAAGCUCUUCUUCAUCGAUGUCAGAAUCUGUGCAAGAUAUCUCAAUCAGUCCUUUCAAGGCGAGACUCUCACUCGCCGCCAACGCCGCCAGCUAGUGCGUACUACGGGAGAUAUCUUCCGUCUGGUGCCGUUCAGCGUGUUUAUUAUCAUCCCGUUCAUGGAGUUUCUGUUGCCCGUGGCUCUGAAGCUGUUCCCAGGCAUGCUGCCCAGUACCUUUGGUACCAAGGGGACCAGAAACGAGGCCAAUCUGAAACAGCUCAAAGUCAAGCUGGAGAUGGCCAAGUUCUUGCAGGACACGGUGGAAGAUUUGGCUAAGAAAUCAUCGUGCGAGAAACAGGACGACGGAAGCGUUUCGAAUUUGGCUGACCUCAUGGCUCGAAUGCGCGAUCCAGACAACGAUGACAACGUGAGUACAGCUGAGCUGCUGAAGUUCAGUAGGUUGUUCGAAGACGAGCUGACUCUGGACAACUUAGAUCGCCCUCAGUUGGUGGCGUUGUGUCGCAUGUUGAACCUCAACACCUACGGCACUAUCUCUCUCCUUCGAUUCCAAUUGAGAACCUGUUUGAGGCAGUUGUCGGCGGAUGAUGUCAUGAUCACAAAGGAAGGCAUCGACACACUCACUGUAGGCGAGCUGCAGUACGCAUGUGCUGAGCGCGGCAUGCGGUCAAUGGGUCUGCCCCUCUCGCGCCUACAACACCAACUGGAGCAAUGGAUUGAACUCAACAAAGCCGGGGUGCCCGCGUCUUUGAUCCUGCUAUCUCGCACCCUCUACCUUAACGGAGAUGUGGACAAAACGGCCCUAAAAGACACUCUGUCGAACCUGAGUGAUAAUUUGGUACGUCUGUGGUUUCGAGGCGGUCUGUAUGUGUAG
Sphaeroforma arctica JP610 is the source of this 2152-nucleotide messenger RNA. RefSeq lists its product as hypothetical. Gene Ontology annotation, molecular function: ribosome binding. The record is from RefSeq and is a predicted model, not a curated record. The transcript is spliced from 6 exons. Gene Ontology annotation, biological process: intracellular monoatomic cation homeostasis. Gene Ontology annotation, cellular component: mitochondrial inner membrane. Bases 518 to 2152 code for a protein of 544 amino acids. Lineage: Eukaryota; Ichthyosporea; Ichthyophonida.